GGUCUUGUGAUUGUGAUCACGGUGGGCGUAUUUUUGCAUCAUGUGAGAACAAUAUGAAUAACUUGGUAGGGCGCGACAUCUAGCCUACGUAAGACGCGAGUAAGCACGUGAGUUAACUUUGACCACGUCCGCCAUGGACAUCUACUACAUCAGACAACAAUUCACCCUCGGCGCAUACCCCGCCAUCUUAUCACUCCCACUCCCCGAUGACUCUUCACCCGACUAUAUCCCUACCCUUCUCUACAAAGCCCGUGCGCACCUGGCCCUGGGUGACAACACAUCAGCACUCGCCCUCCUUCCUACCGACACGGAGAAUAUCGCACUCCGAGCGGCCGCCGCACUCGCAAGGGGCGAACAAGGCCUAGAAACACUCCGCGACUUAUGCGUAGAGAUAGAAGGCGAUGAUGACUCUGAAGAAUGGGAGAAAGAAAUCGUUCAAGUAUUAGCUGCAACCGCAUUCGUACGUGCAGGCGAAAUAGAGGAAGCCCUCGAAACACUCCGUAGUGAAGACAAAAUCGGUGAUGAACCAGCUGCGCUGUUGUCUCAAGUAUACCUCUCACUCGCUCGUCCAGCACUCGCCCAAAAGGUACUAGCACCAGUUUUGAAAGCAAACCCAGACGCACUCGUCCUCCAACUCGCGGAAUCAGCCAUCUCCCUCGUAACAGGCUCGCAAGGCACAAGCGGCGAACCAUACGCACCCGCACUCUCAUUCUACAACGAACAAGUAGCAAAUCCCUCCAUCUCCUCCGCCGCUCUCCUAGUUGGCAGAGCAGUAGUCCGCAUCCUCCGCGGCGAACUCUCUCCUGCCCAGAGCGAUCUAGAAGAGGCAGAAUCGAUCCUCUCCCGCGCUAAAUGCGAACAAGGCUCGAGCGAUAUGCUUGCUGCUAUGGUCGUUGCUGCUGGCCUGAGUGCCAAAAAGGGCGAGGCUGAUCAAUUAUGGAGUCGCUUGUUAAAGCAAUACCCUCCCAUCCCUUGGUCGCAGAUAUCGGUGCUAAAGAACUCUUGUUCGAUGAAUGCGCUUCCAAGUUUGAGGUUCCUCCUAGAGCUGUCGCUGUCGCUUAGAAUGAAUCGGGUUGUGUAUAAUCCAUGUAAUGACAAUAACAGCGGUGGAACAGGAAUACAUCGAGGAUGAUCGAUCGCAGACCCUUUCAUAGAGCAGCAUUAACGAGCUCUGGAUCAACAUUCAUGAUCAUGAGUCAUUCGGACGUAACAUGUCAUUCA
Messenger RNA from Suillus subaureus, 1221 nucleotides. Its product is annotated as coatomer epsilon subunit-domain-containing protein. The coding region runs from base 134 to 1132 and encodes 332 amino acids. Gene Ontology annotation, cellular component: COPI vesicle coat. Gene Ontology annotation, molecular function: protein binding; structural molecule activity. The record is from RefSeq and is a predicted model, not a curated record. The transcript has 4 exons. Lineage: Eukaryota; Fungi; Basidiomycota; Agaricomycetes; Boletales; Suillaceae. Gene Ontology annotation, biological process: intra-Golgi vesicle-mediated transport; retrograde vesicle-mediated transport, Golgi to endoplasmic reticulum; endoplasmic reticulum to Golgi vesicle-mediated transport.